GUCCCCACCCUGCCGUCUAGAAGUUGAAGUGCAAAGUCAUUAGCUCCAAGGGACAACUCCAACGCAAAUAAACAAAGCAAAGUCCACUCCCUCUAAUCUUUAUUUAGCACAAUGCACCUUUCAUCAUCGACCAUUUCAGUAUGAGAAAGGAAUUAGCAAAGAAGAAGCAAAGCAAGUUGAAGCACUACAUUUCAACUCCUAUGAGGAUUCUGAAGAAAGCAAAGGAGUUAUACGUGAAGGGAGUGGUGGAUUGUACGGGAGCUUUGGGCGUUGGGGUAGCCUCUUCUGUUCAGAGAAGCAAGAGGGAGCUUUCGGGAACAGUGCCCGUGGCCGUGGGGAACCAAACAUUAGUGCCAAUGAUCAGAAAUGAAACGUUAACGAGGGCUGUGUCUGCUGGGUAUAGAUAUAAAUAUAAUAGAAGGAAAAUGAGUUAUCAGACUGAGCCUGAGGUGAGAAAGAUGGGGACAAUUGACGAGGAUAAACCUUGUUAUUUUGAGGAAGAUGAUCAUUCCAAGGCUAAACUAUUGUAUCUCUAUCCAAGAACCAGGCCCCGUGUUGUCCACAGCCGCCCUGUGCCUGUCUAAUGGCAUUCAAUUGGAGCGCCAUAGGAAUGUCACUCACUCUAUACUUGUGUACUACACUACUUUUGAGCAAUUCCCUUCAUUUAUAGUUCCAUGCAACUUUUUCUAUUUUCCUUCCAUAAUUUCACCCUCUAUCCGGUCGAAAUUUGAUAUCUUGAUUGACUU
Molecule: messenger RNA, 746 nt
Organism: Glycine soja
Lineage: Eukaryota; Viridiplantae; Streptophyta; Magnoliopsida; Fabales; Fabaceae
Exons: 1
Coding region: 141-584 (147 amino acids)
Source: RefSeq, a predicted model, not a curated record